This is a messenger RNA of Corvus hawaiiensis (hawaiian crow), 2805 nucleotides long. It is a transcript of the gene HADHA, whose product is annotated as hydroxyacyl-CoA dehydrogenase trifunctional multienzyme complex subunit alpha. Bases 156 to 2420 code for a protein of 754 amino acids. The transcript has 20 exons. NCBI's taxonomy places the organism in Eukaryota, Metazoa, Chordata, Aves, Passeriformes, Corvidae. The record is from RefSeq and is a predicted model, not a curated record. Gene Ontology annotation, biological process: fatty acid beta-oxidation. Gene Ontology annotation, cellular component: mitochondrial fatty acid beta-oxidation multienzyme complex; mitochondrion. Gene Ontology annotation, molecular function: long-chain (3S)-3-hydroxyacyl-CoA dehydrogenase (NAD+) activity; enoyl-CoA hydratase activity; NAD+ binding.
GUGGAUUGGGAAGCUCAGUUUGCCAGGAGUUUCCCAUCUCACGGGUCACAGCUCCGUGCUCAGCUCACAGGGACAGCUCAGGUGGCCUGAGCUUCAUCCCAUCCAUCCUGCUGGGGCUUGGGACUGGAAAAAGGCUUUUCCCUGAGUCAUCAACCAUGGAGGCCGUUCCCAGUUCAAGUAGCAUGCUGUGUCCGGGUUAUGCCUGCCGUAACAUCUCCACCUCCAGUGCCCUCCAGAACAGAACCCACGUCAGCUGUGAUAUCAAAGGGGAUGUUGCUGUCGUGCGCUUCAACACACCAAAUUCCAAGGUGAACACCCUGUCCAAGCAGCUGAGUGCAGAGUUCACCGACGUCAUGAAUGAGAUCUGGGCCAACGAGGCUGUGAGGAGCGCCGUGCUCAUCUCCUCCAAGCCAGGCUCUUUCAUUGCUGGAGCAGAUCUCAACAUGCUUGAAGCCUGCAAGACUGCUCAGGAAGUGACUCAGCUCUCUCAGGAUGGACAGAAGAUGCUGGAAAAGAUUGAGCACUCUCCAAAGCCCAUCGUGGCUGCCAUCAGUGGCAGCUGCCUGGGAGGAGGGCUGGAGGUUGCCAUUGCCUGUCACUACAGAGUAGCAACAAAGGACAAGAAAACAGUCCUGGGAACACCUGAAGUGUUGCUGGGUCUCCUGCCCGGAGCAGGGGGUACUCAGAGGCUGCCAAAGAUGGUGGGACUUCCUGCUGCCUUUGAUAUGAUGCUGACUGGGAGGAACAUCCGUGCGGACAGAGCCAAGAAGAUGGGGCUGGUUGACCAGCUAGUGGAACCACUAGGGCCAGGAGUGAAGACUCCAGAAGCAAGAACAAUUGAGUACCUGGAGGAGGUGGCCAUUGGUUUUGCCAGGGGACUGGCCAACAAGACUAUGUCUGCCAAGAGAUCCAGAGGGCUCAUGCAGAGGCUAACAGACUAUGCCAUGGCUCUUCCCUUCAUGAGGCAGCAAGUUUACAAGACAGUGGAGAGCAAAGUUCAAAAGCAAACCAAAGGACUCUACCCUGCUCCUCUGAAGAUCAUCGAGGUCGUAAAAACUGGUCUGGAUCAGGGGAAUGAUGCUGGAUACCUCAUUGAAUCCCAGAGCUUUGGCCAACUUGCAGUGACCAAGGAAUCCAAGGCGCUGAUGGGGCUCUACCACGGGCAGGUGCACUGCAAGAAGAACAAGUUUGGGACACCUCAGAAAGAGGUCAAGACUCUGGCUGUGCUGGGAGCAGGGCUUAUGGGAGCCGGGAUCGCCCAGGUUUCCGUGGAUAAGGGCAUCAAGACCAUUCUGAAGGACACAGCACAGAAGGGCCUGGACAGAGGCCAGCAGCAGGUCUACAAGGGGCUGAACGGCAAGGUGAAGAAGAAGAGCCUGACAUCGUUUGAGAGGGACUCCAUCCUCAGCAACCUGAUGGGCCAGCUGGACUACAAGGGCUUUGAGAAGGCAGACAUGGUCAUCGAGGCCGUGUUCGAGGACAUCAACGUCAAACACAAAGUGCUGAAGGAGGUGGAGGCCGUGAUCCCUGCUCACUGUAUCUUCGCCAGUAACACCUCUGCCCUCCCCAUCAGCCAGAUCGCUGCUGCCAGCAAGAGGCCUGAGAAGGUGAUAGGGAUGCACUACUUCUCCCCUGUUGACAAGAUGCAGCUGCUGGAAAUCAUCACCACAGACAAAACCUCCCAGGACACAGCGGCUUCUGCUGUUGCUGUUGGCCUCAAACAGGGCAAAGUUGUCAUCGUGGUGAAGGAUGGGCCUGGAUUCUACACCACCAGGUGCCUGGGGCCGAUGCUGUCCGAGGUGGUCCGAGUUCUCCAGGAGGGCAUUGACCCGAAGAAAGUGGAUGCCAUCUCCACGGCCUUCGGCUUCCCCGUGGGAGCGGCCACGCUGAUCGACGAGGUGGGCGUGGACGUGGCCACACACGUGGCCGAGGACCUGGGCAAGGCCUUUGGCGAGCGCUUCGGAGGGGGCAGCAUCGACCUCUUCAAGCUCAUGGUGCAGAAAGGCUUCUUAGGUCGCAAGGCAGGGAAGGGAUUCUAUGUCUACCAGGAGGGAGUGAAGAACAGGAGUGUGAAUUCUGGCAUGGAUGAGAUCUUGGAAAAGUUCAAGAUCCCAGCGAAUCCUGACGUCUGCUCCGACGAGGACGUCCAGAUGCGCCUGGUGACGCGGUUUGUGAACGAGGCAGCCAUGUGCCUGCAGGAGGGGAUCCUCAGCAACCCCGUGGAGGGGGACAUCGGUGCUGUGUUCGGCCUGGGCUUCCCGCCCUGCCUGGGAGGUCCCUUCAGGUUCGCGGACUCCUACGGCGCGCGGCAGCUCGUGGACAAACUGCGCAAGUACGAGGCCGUGUACGGCAGCCAGUUCACACCGUGCCAGCUCCUGCUGGACCACGCCAACAGCCCCAGCAAGAAAUUCCACCAGUGAGGUGGCCUGGUGACACCCCGACAGCUCCUCCAGCCGGGCCCCAGCUCCCCGCAACACCCCAUUCUUCGUAGGUUAAUCUCCAAAGCUCCCGGGGGAGGAAGGGAAGGGAAGAAGGAAGGAAGGAAGGAGGGGGGCAGCAGGUUGCCUCAUGGCUUGUAGUCAUUUCAAGUGCCUUAUCAGCCACUGUGUGUUGGGCACAUCCGUCCCGUGCCAGCCUGGGCCUGGGGGUCCGUGCUGGGGGAGGGAAUUCCUGCUGCCUCUGCCUCCGUGCCGUGGCCUCCAGAGCUCCCAGUCUGGCCAGUAGCAUCCAGCAACAUGGCUGGAGCCGAGGCCUUGCCUUUCCAUAAACAUCCACCAAAAUAAAGCCCUGUCUCCUGGGUUUGGA